Glycine soja is the source of this 1007-nucleotide messenger RNA. RefSeq names its product toll/interleukin-1 receptor-like protein. The transcript is spliced from 2 exons. NCBI's taxonomy places the organism in Eukaryota, Viridiplantae, Streptophyta, Magnoliopsida, Fabales, Fabaceae. Gene Ontology annotation, biological process: signal transduction. Bases 49 to 840 code for a protein of 263 amino acids. The record is from RefSeq and is a predicted model, not a curated record.
GAGUUACAUACUCAAUAUCUUCUUAGCCAAAUUAAUAGAAUAUCAUAUAUGGCAUGGUCAUCCUCCUCCUCCUCCACCUCCAAUACUCCUCCACAAAAGCAUGAGGUGUUCAUUAGUUUUAGAAGUGAAGACACCCGCAAGACAUUCACCAGCCAUCUUAAUGCUGCUUUGGAAAGAUUAGAUAUCAAAACCUACUUAGACAACAAUAAUCUAGAUAGAGGAGAGGAAAUACCCACAACCCUUGUUAGGGCCAUCGAGGAAGCAAAGCUAUCCGUCAUUGUUUUCUCUAAAAACUAUGCGGAUUCUAAGUGGUGUUUGGAUGAGCUCCUAAAAAUACUUGAGUUUGGAAGGGCUAAAACUCUAAUUAUAAUGCCUGUUUUCUAUGACAUAGAUCCUUCUGAUGUGAGGAAUCAGAGGGGAACCUAUGCUGAGGCAUUUGAUAAACAUGAGAGAUAUUUUCAGGAAAAGAAGAAGCUGCAAGAAUGGAGGAAAGGUUUGGUAGAAGCAGCCAAUUAUUCUGGUUGGGACUGCGACGUCAACAGGACAGAAUCUGAAAUUGUUGAGGAAAUUGCCAAGGACGUGCUAGAAAAGCUUAAUCGUGCGAACGUCAGUGACCUAGAUCGUCAGAUAACUAAGUACGAGCAACUUGCACAACUUCAGCAUCAAUAUUUUAUGUGCAUACCUUCUUUGGAAAAUUGUCAAAAUCAUCGAGCAACGGUUCAACGCAUCACAGAACUUAAAAUGGAGAGAAGUAUGCGUUUGCUUCGUCUGACACCAGACAUGCUCUCGCAUAUGAAAAAUUCAAGAGCUGAUGAAUAUAAUAUUUUCUCUCCAUUUUAACAAAAAGAAAAUAGUCGUCUAAUAUUAUGAAUAUAAUCAAUGACAUAUUAUACAUUGUUCCAACAAUUAAAUGUAUUGAAAUGAUGUAAUGCGGGGUACUGCUGAUAUUCUUCAACGUAAUAAAAUUUACUUUUUACCCUGUUGCAGAAAUUCUGAAUGUCUUCAAA